CGGUUGUCUACGUUGCAUUCCGAGUGAUUGCGCUCAAACACUUACGCCGCACAGCAGCUGAUAUACAUACAUUAAAACCUGCUCUCACCUCUAGUCAUACUCACAACCUCUCAUCUCAACAGUUUCGCUAGCUCAUAUCCGCCGCGACCAUGUCCACCCGCGGGCAGUUCAACACCAAGAACCCGACCAUCAAGCGCAUAUUAAAGGAAGCGUCGGAACUGUCGGUAUCGCCCUCGUCAGACUACCACGCCGAACCUUUAGAAACCAACCUCUUCGAAUGGCACUUCACAAUCCGCGGCCCGCCAGAGCCAUCACCGUACGCCGGCGGCAUCUACCACGGCCGCAUAGUCCUCCCAUCGACGUAUCCUCUCCGCCCGCCAUCUUUCCGCUUCCUCACACCCACUGGCCGCUUCGAAGUCAACCGCGAAAUCUGUCUAAGCAUAUCGGGUCAUCAUGAAGAAACAUGGCAACCGGCUUGGGGCGUGCGCACAGCUCUUGUCGCGAUAAGGAGCUUCAUGGACACAGAUGCUAAGGGCCAGCUAGGCGGCAUCGAAUGCAGCAGGGAAGCACGCGAGCGCAUGGCCAAGGACAGCGGCACGUGGAAAUGUGCUGGCUGUGCUAAGAGCAAUGCUGACAUCAUGCAAGAGCGGGAGGAACUCGUCAAGGAGGUUGAGGAGAAGGAAGGCAAGAGGAAAGACGACCAAGUCCCCGAAGAGCUGAGACUUGCCUAUCGCGACGAGCUGGGUAAGGAAGGCCAGGACGACAAGACGGUGGAUAAGGGCAAGCAAAGGGCAGUAGAGAGUUCUGCUGAAGCCGCGUCACCUGCCUCGCCACCAGAAUCUACCGCUUCAGUACCGGUCACCACCCCAACGCGACCCACUUCUGCUGUACCUACGGUUAGACCUACAAGGACGAGACCCACACCUCCGCUCCAACAGGUCGCCCAACGUAGUCCGGACCUGGCUUGGAUCGAUACUUGCAUCUACGGACUAGUGGCUGCUUUGUUGUUCAUGGUGCUCAAAAGGUUCGUAUGAGCGAGCCAGUUUAGGCUUACGGUUCUGCUUGGCCAGUCAUGGUAAGAUGGCCGCAGUGAAAUUAGCACGGGUGUAUUGGCGUUGCAAUGUCUGUUGAUGUUCGUGGAGUCUCACUUUUUAUUCUGCUUGAACUUUCUGGUGGGUACUCGCGUGCCAUGUCGUUCGAAAGCCCUGGAUGAAAUGGCAUUUUCUCAAUCCUUCCCUCAAGCGAAUCAAAGAAAGCUGGGACGUUGGCGGUGCGUGUUCAUGGGGACCAUCAUCGUAAGAGUCGUACAUGUGCUAUGUCUAGUGUUUGCUUCAAAUUCGACAGGUAGCACGAGAUGCUGGGGUGUCUGAGGUACGUGAAGCUCGACAGUAUGACACUCAUUAAAUACUGCUUGUCGCACAUAAAGCAUAUGUUAGUCGAUUCGAAAUCACAUCUUGUCACGGCAAUUUUCACACAUCUUGCUAAAAGGCUUUUUACUAUUCUG
This is a messenger RNA of Alternaria rosae, 1504 nucleotides long. RefSeq names its product ubiquitin-conjugating enzyme/RWD-like protein. Bases 150 to 1034 code for a protein of 294 amino acids. The record is from RefSeq and is a predicted model, not a curated record. The transcript has 2 exons. Lineage: Eukaryota; Fungi; Ascomycota; Dothideomycetes; Pleosporales; Pleosporaceae.